Myxocyprinus asiaticus (Chinese sucker) is the source of this 888-nucleotide messenger RNA. RefSeq names its product ribonuclease P protein subunit p21-like. Gene Ontology annotation, biological process: tRNA 5'-leader removal. The record is from RefSeq and is a predicted model, not a curated record. Gene Ontology annotation, cellular component: nucleolar ribonuclease P complex. The transcript has 5 exons. Lineage: Eukaryota; Metazoa; Chordata; Actinopteri; Cypriniformes; Catostomidae. Bases 158 to 655 code for a protein of 165 amino acids.
UAUAGUGAUUUAACCCGCUGCUGAGAGGAAGAGGAUAAAAACAAGCAAACACGUUUUUGUCGCUUGAGUUUCAUAUUGGUAGUUUUACAGCAUCGUUAAUAUUUUUGUUUUAAGACUGGGUGUCAAAACCAGACACCCAAAGCUUUCAUAAAGACACAUGGCGGGGAAUGUAAAAGAUAAAGAAGCAUUUCAACGCUUGAACUUCCUCUAUCAAGCGGCUCAUUGUGUUUUGGCCCAAAAUCCAGAAAAUAUUGAACUGGCCAGAUUUUACUGCUUCACUCAAAAGACCAUCUCUAAACGACUGGUGCUCCGACAAGAUCAUUCAGUGAAAAGAACCAUUUGCAAGAAAUGUUGCACUUUGUUGGUACCAGGUGUCACAUCAAGUGUUCGACAAAAAAGGGGACCCAGGCCACAACGUAGGACCAUUGUGAGAUGUUUAAGUUGUGGACUGACCAAACGGUUCCCAAACAACCCAAAGCAUAAACUGUGGGUGGACCAACCAGAGGCUCAACUAGAAAACCAAACUCCACCUGAUGCUGGUCCUUCAUCUAAAUCCACAAUCCAAAAGAAGAAAUCUGAUAUUUCAAGUGGUCCAGCUCCCACAUCACAGAAGACUUUGUCUUCAGAUCAGAAAAAUCAGACUUGUGAAAACUGAGGCCAUUGGUUGCGGUUCCUCUUUCAUGCACAUUUAUUUGUUGUUACAGAGAGAGAUAUUCAACACUUUAACAUGGACAAUUUAACCAUUUAAAAGCCUUUGUUGUUUAAUUCAACUCCCAUUUUUAUUUGCCUGAAAUUUUGUGAAAUAUUGUUUUACUCUGUACAUGAUUUGAGUAGGUGUUUUGAAUUGCAAUAAAGUGAUAUUUAUUUUAGUCACUGCUAAAACAGUCA